Messenger RNA from Trifolium pratense (red clover), 900 nucleotides. RefSeq lists its product as uncharacterized. The record is from RefSeq and is a predicted model, not a curated record. The transcript has 2 exons. Lineage: Eukaryota; Viridiplantae; Streptophyta; Magnoliopsida; Fabales; Fabaceae. The coding region runs from base 1 to 900 and encodes 299 amino acids.
AUGGCUUCUGCUACUCAAACAGAGGAGCAUGUGCAGUUGAAACUUCUUGUUAAUGAAGAGAGUAAUAAAGUUGAAUUGGCUGAAGCAGGGAAGGACUUUGUCGACAUUCUCUGUAGCUUCUUAACAAUACCAUUAGGAACCAUUGCUAGACUUUCGCAGAAGGAUUCAAACAUGGGACCUGUCACAGUUGGUUGUCUUAACUCACUUUAUCAAAGUGUGUCAAAUCUUGACGAGUGUCUGUGGACAAAUACAAACAAAGAAUUGUUGUUGUAUCCGAGGAACUCAUCCGAAGAAUAUUGCAGUACACUUAAGUUUAACAUUGAUGAUCUUGAGUCCACGGAAUACUUCAUGUGUGGUAACAAAUACUGUGGUCGGGAAAAUCGUCAUUAUUAUGCCGGACAUGGUUAUAUUCUGAGCACAUCUGCAUAUCAUGAAUGUCCGCGCUGUAAGAGUCAUUGCAACCGUUCGAUUUUCCUGAAACCUUACUGCAAAGGAUUUGUUAACAGUGUUGCUACUUUUGUCAUUACUGAGGAUUUAACUAUCAUGCCGAACUCCAUGGUUCAUACAAGCUUUUCUCUGCUCCAGAAUUCUGGAAUAAGCACAAGUUCUGCAAAAGAAAUUACUGUCAAUGUCACUCAAGAAAAGGUGCUGGAUAUUUUAAAAUGUGCUUUGGUUUCUAAGUCACCUAUGACUGAUGUGUUUCUAGGAAAGAAACCGUCCAUAGCGAGACAUUUGUUUUUCCCUUGUAAUUUUGAUAACAGUAGCGAUAUUCAAUUCACGCUGCAGUUAGUUAUAAGAAAAUCAGAUGGAAAUAUAUUGUUUGCUCAUGGAGAAAAAGACUUUGCAGAUUUACUAUUAAGUUUUCUCACAUUUCCCUUGGGAGGUGUUAUACAUAAUUAG